Stereum hirsutum FP-91666 SS1 is the source of this 1341-nucleotide messenger RNA. RefSeq names its product uroporphyrinogen decarboxylase. Gene Ontology annotation, molecular function: uroporphyrinogen decarboxylase activity. The record is from RefSeq and is a predicted model, not a curated record. Gene Ontology annotation, cellular component: cytosol. The transcript is spliced from 4 exons. Gene Ontology annotation, biological process: heme biosynthetic process. NCBI's taxonomy places the organism in Eukaryota, Fungi, Basidiomycota, Agaricomycetes, Russulales, Stereaceae. The coding region runs from base 71 to 1192 and encodes 373 amino acids.
AGGUCUUGCGGCUGGAAUUUACAUCCCUGGUCGCGAUCGAAAUCGGCAGGAAAUAAAGGACAAGGACAAGAUGGCGGUCGAGUUUGCACCGUUGAAGAAUGAUUUGCUUUUGAGGGCUGCGAGAGGUGAGCAGACGGAGCGUGCCCCUGUUUGGGUGAUGCGACAGGCAGGUCGCUACCUCCCAGAAUUCCGCGAGCUACGAAAAGACCACGAAUUCUUCGAGAUCUGUCGUACGCCACAUCUCGCCACCGAAAUAACAUUACAGCCAGUCCGCCGUUACUCCGGCCUCCUGGACGCAGCCAUUAUCUUCUCCGAUAUUCUGGUCAUUCCCCAAGCCAUGGGCAUGGAAGUCCUCAUGAACCCCGGCCCUUCCUUCCCUGACCCGCUCAAUACCCCCGAAGACAUUAAAAAGCUUAGGGAACACCUCGACGUGAACAAGGAAUUGGGCUACGUGUUUGAGGCGAUCACGAUGGCAAGGAAGGAACUGAAAGGAGAGGUGCCGUUGAUUGGGUUCACUGGAGCUCCGUGGACGCUGUUCAUGUACAUGGUCGAGGGCGGAGGGAGCAAGACGUUGCAGAAGUCUAAGACAUGGUUGUUCAAGUACCCUGAGGAGUCCAAGGCAUUACUGGAGCGCAUCGCCGACAUUUGCGCGGACUACCUUGUUGGGCAAGUCAAAGCCGGCGCUCAGCUCCUUCAAGUUUUCGAGUCCAACGCCGGCGAGCUUUCACCUCACGACUACGAAACCUUCUCCCUCCCCUACACAACCCGCAUCCUCACUCGCGUCCGCAGCUCUCUCUCCUCCCUCUCCCUCCCUCAAGUCCCCAUGACUCUCUUCCCCAAAGGCGCAAACACGACCCCAUCCGUCGUCGCCUCAGCAAACUCGGGCUACGACGUCAUCGGUCUCGACUGGUGUGUCCGAGGCUCAGUCGCCCGCUCAGCCGCGGCCGCCGCGAACGUGAGAGAUGGGAAGGGCGUCGCGUUCCAGGGGAAUUUGGAUCCUGCGGUGCUUUAUGGCGGGAGGGAGGCGAUCGAGAGAGAGGUGAAGAGGAUGUGUGAGGAGUUUAAGGGACAGGAUGGAAAGGGACCGAAGGGAUGGAUUGCGAAUCUGGGGCAUGGGAUCACGCCGGGUGUGGACCCGGAAGACAUGAAGUGGUUCAUGCAAUGUGUGCAUAAGUAUUCGGCAGCUGCUUAGAUCGUAUUUUGGGGGUUAUUGGAUGGAAUCAUGGGUGAGUAGGCAUAACUGAAGGUGAAGCGAAAUGGAAAGUGUUGUGUUGCUCGUUGUGCUUCAGGUCAUUGUAUUGCUGAUUAUAAAUGACCCGCUUGUUCGAAACAGGUGUGUCG